CAUGCUACAACUCUUGCUAAGCAUUUGCGAUUUAUUUUUCAUAGACACAACCGUUAGCGGUAUUAAGAAAGCCGCAAACAUGAAAUUAAUUAUGUUUUUGACGUUUUUCUGCCUGUUGGUCCUUGCUGCCCAUUUUUCGGCAGCAUUGGAAGCGGCAGUAUCCUGCUACCAUUGCGACAGUCAUGCCGGCAUGGCGUGCGGACUGACUGCCGACUGGAGAUUGUCCGAUCUGGAGAAACGUGUCAAGCCGUGUCCGGACGGUUUCUGCUACACAUACGAAAGUAGUGAAGUAUUUGCCGGGAAACAGUUUAAUGUCAAGCGCGGUUGUGGUCGGCUGCCGUGUGACGAUCUACCUUACAAAGGAAACGUUUCCGCACUGUGUGACGAAGACAAGGAGGGCAAUCGGAAAGACAAAAAUCUUCCUUCUGGUCCGCCGUUUAACCAGCUGUACACCUUCACCGCCGAGGCGCUGACGCAGACCGGUCGACUGCAGUACUGCGAUACCGACCGCUGCAACAAAGAACCCACCCAUUUCGCUCUGGAAACGGAAUUGGCCCAUGAGGAACCGCCCUAUUACUGCAUCACCUGCAAAGGUCCGGUCAACGGCUCGUGCGGUCUCUUAGGCGCCGGAGAGGGCUCGAUCCCGUCCGAUGCUUAUCGGUGCCAUCCCGGCCACUGCUUUACAUACGUUUGGGCGGAAGACGAUGGUACCAUGCCGACGGUCUGGCGCGGUUGUGGACCGGUGGCCUGCAAGGAUAUUCCCGGCGCUCUCGGCUCCGUUCGCCUGUGCGAUAGCGCGGAUAAACUGGAGCAGGUCGACACCAGCAACGGCGCCUCGUAUACCAAGGUUCGCUCAUUUUCCGCGCCGGGCCCCAAUGGAAAUGUACGCGCCGGCACGGUGCAGUACUGCAAAACCGGCACGAAAUGCAAUCGGCAGUCCGUCAGAAAUUUCCGUCUGAAACGCUUUUACCCCGGACAAUCGCCGACGGUUCAACAAGUGGUGGACAAUCUUCAACAAGCGCCGAAAAAUGUUCGCGUGUCUCCACCGACGAACGAACGAGUUGCACAGGUCUUCCGCAAUAUGGAUGCCAAUGGCGACGGCAAACUGGACGAAACGGAGUUCAAAAACGGUCAACAUUUGUUGUGAAUAUUUGAUUUGGCAGUCAACAGCCCGUUCACUUAACAAGAAGGCUGCCGUAGGAAAUUAAAAUGAUUCAGUACUUUUCCAAAACUUUUCGCUUAUUUUUUUGCUAAUGUGAUGGAACAGCUAGCGAAAAAUAUCCCACAAAAGUGUCUCAAUCGACAAAUAGGCCAUGGUAAUUGGUACUCAGUGAUGCCCUUAUAAAGCAGAAAUCGUGAA
Messenger RNA from Paramacrobiotus metropolitanus, 1360 nucleotides. RefSeq lists its product as uncharacterized. The transcript is spliced from 8 exons. The record is from RefSeq and is a predicted model, not a curated record. Gene Ontology annotation, molecular function: calcium ion binding. Bases 2 to 1147 code for a protein of 381 amino acids. Lineage: Eukaryota; Metazoa; Tardigrada; Eutardigrada; Parachela; Macrobiotidae.